AUGGGUGAAAGCUACAGAACUGACAGCUACAUAACUGACAUCUACAUAACUGACAGCUACAUAACUGACAGCUACAGAACUGACAGCUACAUAACUAACAGCUACAUAACUGACAUCUACAUAACUGACAGCUACAGAACUGACAACUACAGAACUGACAACUACAUAACUGACAGCUACAGAACUGACAGCUACAUAACUAACAGCUACAUAACUGACAUCUACAUAACUGACAGCUACAGAACUGACAACUACAGAACUGACAACUACAUAACUGACAACAACUACAUAACUGACAGCUACAGAACUGACAGCUACAUAACUGACAUCUACAGAACUGACAGCUACAUAACUAACAGCUACAUAACUGACAUCUACAUAACUGACAGCUACAGAACUGACAACUACAGAACUGACAACUACAUAACUGACAGCUACAGAACUGACAGCUACAUAACUAACAGCUACAUAACUGACAUCUACAUAACUGACAGCUACAGAACUGACAACUACAGAACUGACAACUACAUAACUGACAGCUACAGAACUGACAGCUACAUAACUAACAGCUACAUAGCUGACUACAGAACUGACAGCUACAGAACUGACAACUACAUAACUGACAGCUACAGAACUGACAGCUACAUAACUAACAGCUACAUAGCUGACUACAGAACUGACAGCUACAGAACUGACAGCUACAUAACAAUCCAGACCCUGCCUGCUGUAGAUGUUAGAUCGACCAUUGAAGUUACCAUUGAGGCUACGCUUGAAGCUACCAUUGAAGCUAGCACCGAGGCUAAAAUUAAAGCUACCAUUGAGGCUACCUUUGAGGCUAAAAGAGAAUCUACCAUUAAUGGUACCAUUAAAGCCGCCAUUGAAGCUACCAUUGAGGCUACCAUUGAAGCUACCACUUAA
Molecule: messenger RNA, 918 nt
Organism: Physella acuta
Lineage: Eukaryota; Metazoa; Mollusca; Gastropoda; Physidae
Product: putative membrane protein
Source: RefSeq, a predicted model, not a curated record